Cuscuta epithymum is the source of this 1706-nucleotide messenger RNA. The record is from the annotation of a GenBank genome assembly. NCBI's taxonomy places the organism in Eukaryota, Viridiplantae, Streptophyta, Magnoliopsida, Solanales, Convolvulaceae.
CAAACGAGCUGUUAUUAUACAUACAGAGUAUUUUUCUACCUAAAUUAAUUCGAACUUCCGAGGAAUCACUUGUACUUGAUAAUUUGUGUACCCAGAAAACCCUCUGAAAUCCCCUAUGCGCAGUGGAAGGAGUCGAUCAAACUUCGCUCGUCACUCGCUGCAUGAUCUUAGUAUAGUAGUUGAGUAAAGAGAACUGACAAGUGAUUUAUAAUUUCAUAGUGCUUUUUGGUGCUUGGAGUUGUGGCAAAACCUGGAAAGGGGAUUUUUGAUUGAAAUGGUUCAAGGGACAUACACAAACACUUUAGCAACAUCCAGAUACUUUGGUGUUUGCGGAUCUACAUGUGUUUCACGGAGGUAUUUUGGACAUUUCAGUGAAGGCCCGAAAGUGUUUGGUGUGGGUAGUCAAUCUGGUUGGCAUUCAUAUGGAAAAAGAAAAAUUAAUGUUAGACAUAUUGAUAUUUCACAUGGACGGAAUUGGAGAGUUGAAGCUGGAUGGCUGUUCAAAGGGGACAUGCAGGAUUCUGCUAGCACUGAGCGAAGCGAGAGGGCCAGUGAGGAUAUAUUAAUGCUUUUUUUCCAACUGGAUUUGGCAACACGAGUUCAGUGUGCUCUGAAUUUGGAGCAAUAUGACAUUGCCCAGCAACUAAGGAAUAAGCUCACUGAGGUUGAAUCUGCAAUUAUAAAGGAGCAAGAAUCUAGACGAGGAUCAGCCUCAAAGGGUGAAGUUCAAGAUUUGGCUAUUAGCAUCUUGCGCUUGCGUGCAGACCUGCAGAAUGCUGUUCAAAGUGAAAACUAUAGUUUGGCUGCCGAUAUUCGAGACCGAAUUUCCAAAAUUGAAGCGGAAUCUCUGGCUGCAUCAGUGAGGGCUCAAACUUAUGGAAAUGAUUAUUUUGCAUUCCGUUUGGGUCAGAGAGUGAAGCACAAGGUUUUCGGAUAUUGCGGUGUUAUAUGUGGGAUGGAUCCCGUGUGCUGUGAAUCAAGUUCAUGGACGGAAAAUGCCAAGAUUGACAAGUUGUCUCGUGGUUCUGAUCAGCCAUUUUAUCAGGUGCUGGUUGAUGUCUCUGCAGACCCAAAUCUAUUAGUUACAUAUGUGCCGGAGGAGAAUUUGGAUGCCCCAAGUGAGUCAAAUACAAAUAGGUUUGAGCAUCCAUACAUUUCCUUGUUGUUUUACGGGAUGGAUGCUGCUGGAGAUUUCAUCCCUAUCAAAGAGCUGCGAGAGAAGUACAAUAUGCCACGGCAUGAGGUGCCUUAUGAUCAAGAAGAUGAAAAUGCUGGAGAAGAUGCUUAAAUGGCUGCAGCGUCGGAGCUCUUAAUGAAAUGCAUGUUGAGGAGCUGAAGUAGUGGAAGGGUAGACGUGAGUAAGAUGAAAGGGAAGUGGUGGUGUAAACUAUAUUUCUUCCUUGAGAAGAUGACUUUUUGCAGACGUCACUCGCACGUCAUCCACAGCAGGGUCUUCCCAGACUCGACGAUGUGAUAGAGUGGUUCUUUAGCCUCGUAACCAGUGCAAACACCCCCAACGGCAGGCACAAGCACAGCCACAUGAGCUUUAUGGUGAUGAUCACGUUGACUUGUGAUAUUUGUACUUUACAUUAUUGUGUUAAGCAUGAAUGAGCUGAUCGAAUUAUCAACUUUAUGUGAUAUAUCUAGUAUUGUAAUCCAAUGUAGUUCAUUGACUCGUUUUGUGUCUCAUAUAUGUUUUGUUUUUU